AUGUCUCCAUUCUGUUUUCCAUUCCGUAGCUUCCCUGACCAGUGUUACUGUUUGGAGGGACGUACGCACCAAGAGGACCUGACAAUAAAAGAUCUGAAACCUGUCGAUUACGAUUACUGGCUCCAAGAUGAGAAAGAGAGACUGUAUUGGCAGUUCCAUCAUCUCAAGGAAUCUAGAAAGGAGAAGACCAAUGUAACUGCAACCCAAGGUACACCAACCAGCCACUCUGCCACCACGGAACAAACAACCGCAAUAUUCCACCUUUUCAGUGCACUACCCACAGAGAUACGCCUCAAAAUAUUCUCGUUCAUUUCAGGUGGCUACCAAAGGCCUCGGGUCCAUCGGAUCAAUAAUCGCCCUGACACACCUCUAGAAUUUAUAUCAAACCAAGAUAUGUCGCCACUCUUACACAUUUGCUGCGAGUCACGGAAUGAAUAUCUUAAGCGAAGCGAGUCCGUUUUCGCUUUCGAGACAUAUGUCAACCAUUCCCGCGACAUAUUCUACUUCAUGGAUACAAAUGGCCCUGGCGACUUUCAGCGUUUAGCAAUGUUCUUUAACCAUGAGGAGGCGAAGCUGAUUCAGAAGGUGGCAUUGAGACAAGCGCUGUUCCAGCAUGUCAGCCAUUUGAUACCAGAGAGUAUGAAUGAGGUGGAGGAAGUGAUGAUUGUGUUUGAGGAGUGGAAUGGGUGGGAGGAGAAAUGGGAUGGUGGGGAGGUUAAAUUUGUGAGAAGUGGAAACGGCAAGAAGAAAAAGCCAAUGCAUGAUGGAGAUGAGGUUAGAUCGGAUGUGAAGACCAUGAUUCAAGGGAUAGCUCAUCGCCGACUGCAGAAUGGUGGAUGGUUGACUGUGAACCAGGGAAAGAAGAUACGGCUUUUUGUCGGAAUUGUGGAGAAGUUGUUGUAG
Cadophora gregata is the source of this 903-nucleotide messenger RNA. RefSeq lists its product as uncharacterized. The transcript has a single exon. The coding region runs from base 1 to 903 and encodes 300 amino acids. The record is from RefSeq and is a predicted model, not a curated record. NCBI's taxonomy places the organism in Eukaryota, Fungi, Ascomycota, Leotiomycetes, Helotiales, Ploettnerulaceae.